AUGAAGGCGUCGAUCAAGUUCCGCGACGAGGAGCGGCCGCUGAUGCGCGCCAAGGUGCCGAUCGCCGUGCUGGGGCUGCCGUUCCAGUCGGGGCUCGCGGCGGGCGGGGACCGGCGGGAGCUCCGCUUCGACGUGUCCACGGCGUUCGCGUCGGGCCCCGCGCUCCGGCUCUCGUACCGCCCCAACGACCCGGCGCUCCCCUUCGCGCUCACCGUGCGCGCGGGGCUGGGCCCGCUGGGUUCCCCGGCGCGCGCGCCCUUCGCGCUCGCCGCCGAGUUCAACCUCCUCGCGCCUGACCCUUCCUCGUCGCCCGCCUUCUUCCUCCGCCUCAAGCCGCGGCUCGGCGACUUCUCCCUCUCCCACACGCUGCGCUCCCCCGCCGCCGCCCCGGCGCCAGCGCCGCGGAAGGUCGGGGAGCCGGGCUCCGACGACGGCGGCGGCGGACACGGGCGGGAGGUGAAGCUCCUCGACUAUAGGCCGCCGUUCACGUUCACCGGGAGCGGGCUCGCGGCCGACGUCGCGGCGGCGGGGACCAAGAGCGGGGUCGGCGCGCUGCUGUCCGGGAUGCGGCUCACGACCAGGAGCGUGCUCCCGCUGUGGGGUAGGGCCAGCCUCCGGUUCAACUGGGGCCUCCGCGUGCCGCCGGAGCUGCUCGCCGACGAUGGCGACGGCAAGGGCGUGCGCGCUCCCGUCAGCAAGAUGCCGCUGCUGGUCAUGAGCAAGGUCUCCAUCGAGCAGUCUCCGCGCGCCGGCGCGGGCACCAAGGCCGUCGGCCGAGCACCUGCAGCCACCCUGGCCUGCACGGACGCGGACUCGGACGGCGACGCGGCGUUCUCGCUGGUGAGGCAGCAGCUGGAGUCACUGAACGUGGACAACAUGCUGCUCCGGCGCGCCGUGGAGGAUCUCCGCGCGGAGGUCCGCAGCAACAGCAGGGCCACGCGGCCCGCUGCUGCUGCGGCGGGCAGAGGUGAGGGCAGGGUGGCGGCGACCGCGCUGCAGACGCAGCCACACCCGCGGCCGCAGCCUUACCACUCGACGAAGCCGCAGCGGGGCGCCGCGACCGCGAGGGAGCCUGCCGCUUCACCGGACGACGUCGGCGAGGAGCUGAAGAAGGCGUUGGAGGCCCGCCUGCGGUGA
Molecule: messenger RNA, 1137 nt
Organism: Miscanthus lutarioriparius
Lineage: Eukaryota; Viridiplantae; Streptophyta; Magnoliopsida; Poales; Poaceae
Source: the annotation of a GenBank genome assembly